ACGAUGUUCGUCAUCUCCUGCAUACACCUCCUCCUCUCCUCAAGAGACGUCGUCAGACUCCAGCAGAUGAAUCUGAAAUUGAUCAUGAACGUUAUCUUGAUCUUCUACAACCUCAAUCUGAUGAUUUAUUAUCCCUUCAACAAGGUUUGUUCAUUAUUCCCUAAAUUACCUUCUCCUGAAUAUUAUUCUUUAUUUUUUUGAAUAUGAUUAUUCAUUUGUUUAUUGUGGUUUGCGAUUCCUCUUGCAAAUUAGAUUAAAUUGUAUUCCCUUUUGAAGAAAUUGGCUUCUUUUCUCUAGGGUUUAAUUUGUGGACAAAUAUUGAUGUGGAACCAUUUUAUGUGAGGCUAUAGAAAAUAGAGAUUUUAUGGUUAUCCGUUUCUAUGACUGCAAACAAUUAAGUAAUAGAUGUUCUGUUGGUGUCUUGAGCGGAGGCCGGAACAUGAAGAGCAAACGCUAUAGGAUUUUAACUACUCCUCAAUUGACAAUCAUCCGGAAAACCACAGCUAGAGUAUGUCUUGGGCGUUUGUAAUCUGACAGAAAAUGAGUUCUGCUGUAAUCGGGACUUCAGGGUUGAAGUUUUCGGAACCAUGUUAGCUAAAAAGUUCAAAGUAUGGGAGGAUUAGGAAGUGUAGGCUUUUGAUUCUGUUAUUUAUUGUUUUUGCAAUAACUGUUAAAGCUGCAGGAAGGAUAUCUAGUUUGCAACAUUUGCAUCUCUCACUGGGACAAGUAAGAAUCUUUUCACUUAACUUGACUCUUUUCCCUUACAUCUAAGGUGAAGUUUUAAUAACCCAUUCCACAUUCUUUGUUAAGUUAGAACUAGCUGAAGUUUGUUUAAAUUUCUCUUUCUUUCUUGGCACAGAAUCGAACAGUGGGGAAGGGCAAGGAGCUGGAGGUACUUACAGUGCUGUUGGAUUUUCAUAUGGAAACUCUGAUGUUUCUGCGGACCAAAAGAACUCCAAUAGCGUGGUGGGAGAUUAUGGUUUUCGUCCACCUUUUCCAGUGCCAGAAAACCUACUUCAAAGCCUAUUUCAGACGCACGGAGCAGGGAUGGAAUUCGUACGACUUAAGUUUGCCAUUCAUGGGUACCUUGUUUUCUUUUGAUGUAUCAUGACCAAGGGUUCGUGCAGGUGGGAUUGCAGUCAUAUCGGAACAUAUAAUCAUCAGAACCAGUAUAUAGCAAAUGGAAGGAAACAGAAAUAUGUUUCUUCAUUAUGAUUAUUAAACUAUAUUAUUAUCCCAUGCCUCCUACAGAAAAAUUACACCAGAUCAUGGCAAGGACUGCGCUUUUUGUCAGCAAACAUGGAGGACAAUCAGAAAUUGUCUUGAGAGUGAAACAGGGUGAUAAUCCAACAUUUGGGUUCUUAAUGCCUGAUCAUCAACUCCAUGCAUACUUCAGAUUCCUUGUUGAUCACCCAGAAAUUCUGAAGUCUGAAGUGGAUAGCAAACCACAAGAUGAAGAUAAGAAGACUGAGCAGAAUCAUAUAGCCGAUAUAUCUGGCGGGGCAUUAUCCUUGCUUGGGUCUGUGUAUGAAUCAGGGGAAGAGGAGGAUGAUGAUUCACUUCAGGAUGCCGAUAAAUCUGCUGAUUCUUCCGUUGUUAGAGGCUCAACUCAUUCUCACGUAUCAGAACGAGUGGAAGAUUCACCAAAUCUGGCUGGUAAAGAUGUCGGAGCUAAUGACCGUCCCUUUCCUUCGGUGAAAGAAGCAGCUCUUUCUUCCAAAAAAAAUCGUUCCCUGAGUUUAGUUCCUGGUGGUAAGAAAAUGGAUGGUGGUGCACCGGGUUCAAGUUCUACUACUUUGGAAAAACCGGUCACUGCGAAGAUCAAACCUGUGAUUGUGGACCCUCCAUCUGAUAUGAAGAGAACAAUGGAUAAACUAAUCGAGUUCAUUGUAAAGAAUGGGAAAGAAUUUGAAGCAGUACUGAUAGAGCAAGAUGCUAAAAAUGGGAGAUUUCCAUUUCUUCUGCCGUCCAACCUUUAUCACCCAUAUUACCUAAACAUUCUUCAAGAAGCUCAGGAGUUAAAACAAUCUGGAAAAAUCUCUUCUAAUCAUCAAAAGAUAGAUUCAAGUGCACAAGAUGGUGGUAAGAAAGCUGCUCUCUCCAAAAAGAAUGAUAUCGGUUCUUCAAAUCAUGAUCUACCAUAUGACUCUGAGAAGAAAGAAAAGUUUAAGAUGGUAAUCAGUGGUCGAAAGAAGGAUGUUCAGGAUCCCCCUCCCAAACCUGCACAAGAACAGCUUGAAGUGACGAUAGAUGGAGAAGCUGCUGCAGCUAUUCUUCAGGUAGCUACAAGAGGCGUGAGGAAUCCAAGACUAGAUAUGUUUCCUAAGAAAUCAUUAGAUGAUUCCAGUUCCCCCCUUAGCGGUGAUGUUGAACCCAACUCAAGCUUCGGUAAUUUUUCAUUUUCUUCUCGAGCUCGGAGUUCCACUCCAAACCCUGUGUCUGAUGCACGGAGACCCAGUACUUCACUACCUGUUGAUUUGCUGAGAUCUCAGUCAGGAAGGAGUGGGGAGAAAACCACUUUUGUUUCAGUUGCCACUGAAGCAGAUUCUUCUGAAGCGUGCUUAACUAAAGAGCAAAAGCAGAAAGCAGAGAGACUGAAGCGGGCGAAGAUGUUUGCGGCUAUGAUUAAGGGUGGUGCAGCACCACGUUUAUCUGCAGAACCACCUGAUUCUGUGAAUUCAGGUUUGCAGGGUUCUGGAAUUAAGGCUUCUUCAUUUGAUGGACCUUCUCAAAGUGUUGACAGUGCGGAUAUUUUGGUCACAGAGGAGCUGGUGAGCAGAGAAAGAGAAGGAAGUUCAAUACCCGCUGAUGGUGAUGCCGUUGGGGAUAUAGACAAGUUCAAGAGGUAUGAUCGUAGUGAUGAUUAUAAAGAAAAACAAUUAAGAAAGAAGCACCACUAUAGAUCUAGAAGGCUGGAUGAAGACGACAAGGAUGACGAUGAUGAAAGAGAACAUAAACAUUCGAGGAAGAAGCACCGUUCUUCUCGUCAUUCUUCACACCGUGAUAGAGAUGAGCACGGUCAUAGAAAAAGACAUUCUUCUUCUAAAGAUAGGGAAUCUCGGCAUAGACAGAAGCAUCACAGUUCUUCUGAAGAUGAGCAGCGGCACCGAAAGAGGUCCCACAGGCACAGAAGGGAAUCCCACUCGGAAAGAAAGGGAGACUAUGAGGAAGGGGAAAUCAGUAACGGUGAUAGUGCUAAAAGAGAUGCUUACACAGAUCUAUUACAAGACCGUGUCGAAAAAUCUUCUCCGUUAGUAGUGAAUGCCCAGCCUUCUGAAACAACAGAAAUUCCUAAUGAUCUCAGAGCAAAAGUUCGAGCCAUGUUGCUCGCUAUCCAGUGAGAUCAAUGUAUGAUUGUUUUAAUAUUCUUUUGAUUGUUGUAAAAACUGUGACUAGUAAGAGGACCCAUGCUGACAUGAGUGUAAAUUUUUGAUGGGGGUGUGAGGGACGAGUAGGGAGCUGCCAUUUGUCAACCCAGUUAAUGGUUUCUAACCAAUUAAAAUCUUCGUUAUUUGGGGGAUGGGUAAAUACGGUGUACACUAAUUAUCUCCUCAAUUUGCGCUUCUGCA
Molecule: messenger RNA, 3569 nt
Organism: Papaver somniferum (opium poppy)
Lineage: Eukaryota; Viridiplantae; Streptophyta; Magnoliopsida; Ranunculales; Papaveraceae
Product: splicing factor, suppressor of white-apricot homolog
Exons: 4
Coding region: 1212-3341 (709 amino acids)
Biological process (GO): mRNA 5'-splice site recognition; RNA processing
Molecular function (GO): RNA binding
Source: RefSeq, a predicted model, not a curated record